Molecule: messenger RNA, 1561 nt
Organism: Equus quagga
Lineage: Eukaryota; Metazoa; Chordata; Mammalia; Perissodactyla; Equidae
Gene: CA2
Product: carbonic anhydrase 2
Exons: 7
Coding region: 104-886 (260 amino acids)
Cellular component (GO): cytoplasm
Molecular function (GO): carbonate dehydratase activity; zinc ion binding
Source: RefSeq, a predicted model, not a curated record
UAAAAGCCGGUGACGGCGCGACCCGCGGACACACGGUGCAGGCGCCCGACAGCCGCCGCUACACUGGCGCCAACUCCUGUCCUGCCCGGACCAGCGCGCAACCAUGUCCCAUCACUGGGGAUACGGCCAGCACAACGGACCCGAGCACUGGCAUAAGGACUUCCCCAUUGCCAAGGGACAGCGCCAGUCCCCUGUUGACAUCAACACCAAAGCGGCUGUUCAUGACGCUGCCCUGAAGCCUCUGGCUGUUCACUACGAGCAAGCGACCUCUCGGAGAAUUGUCAACAACGGCCACUCUUUCAACGUGGAGUUUGAUGACUCCCAGGACAAAGCAGUGCUGCAAGGAGGACCCCUCACUGGCACUUACAGGCUGAUCCAGUUUCACUUUCACUGGGGCUCGUCUGAUGGACAAGGUUCUGAGCAUACUGUGGACAAAAAGAAGUAUGCUGCGGAGCUUCACUUGGUUCAUUGGAACACCAAAUACGGGGAUUUUAGAAAAGCUGUGCAGCAACCUGAUGGACUGGCUGUUGUGGGUGUUUUUUUGCAGGUUGGUGGUGCUAAACCAGGCCUACAGAAAGUCCUUGAUGUGCUGGAUUCCAUUAAAACAAAGGACAAGAGCGCAGACUUCACUAACUUUGAUCCUCGUGGCCUCCUCCCUGAAAGCUUGGACUACUGGACCUACCCAGGCUCCCUCACCACCCCUCCUCUUCUGGAAUGCGUGACCUGGAUUGUGCUCAGGGAGCCCAUCAGCGUUAGCAGCGAGCAGCUGUUGAAAUUCCGUAGUCUUAAUUUCAACGCGGAGGGCAAACCUGAAGAACCAAUGGUGGACAACUGGCGCCCGGCUCAGCCGCUGAACAACAGACAGAUCAGAGCAUCCUUCAAGUAGGAUGGUCCCACAGCAGGGGCCACUUGAUGAAUCUCUGGGUUUUCCUUUAGCUGAACACAAAUCUCCCUUGGUGACUUUGGGCCUGCCUGCUUUGCAUCUGGUGUUCUGGACCCUUCAUCUCUCACCUGAUGUGCUUACUGAUAAAAUGUGAAGCGCUAGACCAAUUGUUGUGCUUGACAGAAUUGCCACGACCAGCGCUCUGCUCCCCGUAGUAGCCUUUUUGUAGCAGAGAAUAUGCUGUAAGGAACAGUGUCCGCAGCGUGUGGGGGGUGAGACCCACGCUCCGUCACUGAAAGGCUAUUUUUAAAAUAUAGGAAAGUAGAAUGCUUGAGUGCAAAUCUAGGUCGUGAGAGAAAUUGAGCCAUGUAAUGUAAAUCAGGUCAAAUAGUCAUGAUUCUGUGUAAUGUAAAUCAGAUAAAAUAGACGUUCAUGAUUCCAAGAUGUUAUAUUAGAGAAAAAUUUUAAAAGUCUUAUAUAUUUGUAGCCAUAUUAUCUUAACUAUGAAUUAGGUUGUAAUUUAGUGACUUUUGAAUUACAGAGAUGUAAAUGAAGUAUUAUCUGUAAAAAUUGUUAUAAUUAUAGUUGUGAUACAGAGUAUAUUUCCAUUCAGAUAAUAUAUCGUAACUUAAUAAAUUGUAUUUUAGAUAUAUUCUCUAAUAAAAUCCAGAAUUCUAA